UGGGUUAAGACGAGACCGCAGCGGAGCCGAGGCAGCAGCGGCAGCUGCGGGGGUCGGUGUCGGAGUUGGACGCUGUAGCCAGUGUCUGCGAUGGAGCAGCCGAAGAAGGCAGUGGUGGUGACGGGAUUUGGACCGUUUGGAGAACAUACAGUUAAUGCCAGCUGGAUUGCUGUUCAGGAGCUGGAAAAGCUGGGACUGGGAGACAGCGUGGACCUUCAUGUGUACGAAAUUCCUGUGGAAUACCAAACAGUCCAGAGGCUUAUACCUGCCCUGUGGGAAAAACACAGUCCUCAACUGGUCGUCCAUGUAGGGGUGUCUGGCAUGGCAACCACAGUUACCUUGGAAAAGUGUGGCCAUAACAGUGGAUACAAAGGGCUGGACAACUGCCUUUUCUGUCCUGGCUCCCACUGCUGCGUAGAGAAUGGGCCGGAAUCCAUCGACUCCAUCAUCGACAUGGACGCCGUCUGCAAGAGAGUGACCACCCUGGGCCUAGAUGUCACAGUGACCAUAUCCCAGGAUGCUGGCAGGUACCUCUGUGAUUUUACUUACUACACCUCCUUAUACCAGAGCCAUGGCAGAUCUGCAUUUGUGCAUGUCCCUCCGCUAGGAAAACCCUAUAACGCAGACCAGUUGGGCCGGGCCCUACAAGCCAUCAUCGAAGAAAUGCUGGACGUGUUGGAGCAGUCUGAAGACCAAAUCAACUAUGGGCACCAACACUGAGCAGGACGGGAUGGGUGGAUUGUCGUGGUCAUGCUUGGGAGCGGUCCCCUCCUGCUCAGGACUCUAGGUACGCCAUUCCGCCCUGCUGUCCAGCACAGGCCCUAAAGACUCGAGCACACGUACUUGGCUUUGCUCAAUUUCUCUGGUGCAUUCCCCUCCUCUUACCUUGCACCAGCGAAGUUGAUUCGAGGGAGGGGGCAAAGGUUUCUCUUUCUCCUUUCCUUUCAUUUUCUUUUUUGAAAACCAGCUGCAACCAUUUACUUUGUUUCCUGAAGUGGCCAGACUUUCUGCGGAGUCUGUCCAUUGGUCAAGUGAUAUCAACAGACUCGACUACAUGCUGAGGUCCAGAUGUUCAGGAUUGACAUCUGGAACUGGAGUGUUUGGUUCAAGGGAAACUGGAUGAUAACCUCCUCCUUCCCCAUGGUGUCUGGUUAGUCCUUAAUCUAAAAGAUUGGGUAAGGGACUUUGGUUAGGUCUUUGUAUACAGUAAUAGAAAACAGGCAAACCUAAAAAGGCUGAGGUGGGAUGGCUUUCAUUUUAAGGCUGGCACUAGUUUGGGACACUGAUUAAUUUAUAAUCCUUCUUGGUUAAAAGUCAAACAUGAUACAGCAAAGUUGUUUUCUGGUUUUAGGUUGGGAUUCAGUUUCUUUCCAUCAGCUCCAAAGGUUCAGCCCAGAAAUGUGGAUCUAUGAGACUCACCGUUGUUCUGGGUAUCCUAGGGAGCCCCACAGAGAUCCAUUUUUCUUGCUGUCUAGAGCAUGGAGGGAGGUGCCCCAUUCCCAGCUGCACACCCUCCUUGCCAAUUUUCCCACCCUAGCCCAGAGCUUUGUGUUGCUUGGGAGAAAAAGAUUGUUUGGUUUGUGUGUGUGUGGGUGGGAUAUUUUGCUUUGAUGGUAUUAUUUUUCAUUCUUAAACACACACACACACACACACACACACAACACAACAAUUCAUUGAGCUGAAAAAAUAUCCGAGCAGCCACUGUCUGCCAUUUGUGAUUGGUUUGUCUGCCCUCCUGGUACUAGGGGUGGAUGCAACUCAGUAACCUUUAGAGUAACUCAUUAGGCUGUAUUAUCUUUUCUGUACUGCCCCUCUCAAGGGGAGGGCUCCCUGGUAGGGACUCUAUUUUAAGAACUGGUGACGAGUUCAUUAGAUGAACAUUUCCAAAGGGGAUUUCCAGGCAGCACUAAAAGUGUGCGUGCAGCCUUCCCCUCUUUCUUAGAUCUAACCCAGGAGUGUUGAGGCCUAGAAUGGGGUUUGGGGGAGGGGGUGCCAUGAGACAGGGGAAAGACCCUCCAACAGAACUUUGACCUUUGGCCCUUCAUGUGAGAACAUGGCAGUGAGAGCAUUGCGGGCCCUAGUGGGGGAGGCAGGCAUGGAGGACCAAGAGGGAGCCAGGCAUUGGGCCUUCCUGCCAAAGCUGAAGAAGUUAGCAGCAGGCAAGCCCCCAGCCCACAAAAAGUAGCCAGAAACUGUGUUGUGCAAUAGGGGGCAGAGUCCCUAUGAGCAAAAAUGAGAACAGGCAUCGCUGAGCUGCGUCCUGAAGACAGCUUAAUUGCCAAUAAGUAGCUUAAGCAUCUCCCCAAACUCUGCUCAGGAAUCCCUCCACUUCUUUUGCAAACCUUUUUGUUUUUAAAAUGAAUGUGAUUUUACUAUGUACACGUCAAAGAUGCUGCAAUUGGACUCAAUAAGAGCCAUCCUAUCAGCAUUUCCCAGCCAUAGAUUCUUUUUUUAAAUGAAAUUCAUUUUCUUAAUGAAGGAAAAGGGCAAGAUUUUUUUAAGGCCAUGAGCAAUUUCUACUCCUUUCUCUUCCUUUGGCGGCAAUAUGGCUUAGUAGAUGGCAUGAUGGAUUUGCUCUCAGCGAGACCUGGGUUCAAAUCCUGCCUCUGACAUUUACUAGCUAGCUGAGUGACCUUGGGCCACAGUCUCCGCUAUAAAA
This is a messenger RNA of Vombatus ursinus (common wombat), 2659 nucleotides long. RefSeq names its product pyroglutamyl-peptidase I (gene PGPEP1). Lineage: Eukaryota; Metazoa; Chordata; Mammalia; Diprotodontia; Vombatidae. The record is from RefSeq and is a predicted model, not a curated record. Gene Ontology annotation, molecular function: pyroglutamyl-peptidase activity. The transcript is spliced from 5 exons. Gene Ontology annotation, cellular component: cytosol. Gene Ontology annotation, biological process: proteolysis. Bases 91 to 720 code for a protein of 209 amino acids.